Messenger RNA from Candidula unifasciata, 351 nucleotides. NCBI's taxonomy places the organism in Eukaryota, Metazoa, Mollusca, Gastropoda, Stylommatophora, Geomitridae. The record is from the annotation of a GenBank genome assembly.
ACUGGCAUAAAGAAUUGAGUGCUGAUGUAGGCUACAUACAAAGUCAAGCAUUCCCAAACCAGUAUCCAGACUAUGUAAACUACACUUGGACAGUUGUUGGCAAGCCAGGCACAGUUGUUUCCCUUAGGUUUUCUAAAUUUUAUGUUGAUGCAUCUUCAAAAUGCUAUCAAGAUUCGGUAGAGAUUUAUGAUGACAGCAAAAACAGUAGCAGACUCAUUGGUCAGUAUUGUGGAGAUAAUAUUCCAGGCUUACUGAGAACCAGGACAGAGAGAAUGAGGAUUCAUUUCAAAACUGAUAAUGGCAACCAUGACAAUGAAGCUAUAGGUUUCAACGCCACAUACAACUCACACC